UUCCUGUCAGCGGUCAAAUCAAGGCACGUGUAAACUACGAACUAAAGUCUCUUUUUCACAAUGUCAUUUAUUGAAGUCAGCCCUGAUAGCGACUUUCCUUUGCAGAAUUUGCCAUAUGGGGUGUUUUCUACUGCAGAUAACCCAAGACAUCGUAUUGGUGUUGCUAUUGGAAAUCAGGUGUUAGAUGUAAGUGUUGUCAGACACCUCUUUACUGGACCUGUUCUACAAGGCAACCAAGAUGUCUUUGAAGAAACCACCCUGAACUCCUUUAUGGGCCUUGGUCGGGAAGCCUGGAAGGAGGCCCGGUCCACUCUACAGCAACUUCUGUCCUCUCAAGAACCACUUCUCUCUAACAACAAGGAACUACGAUCUAGAGCCUUUGUUCCACAAUCUGAAGCAAUCAUGCACUUACCAGCAAAAAUAGGUGACUACACAGAUUUCUACUCCUCAAAGAAUCAUGCUUUCAAUGUUGGCUGUAUGUUCAGAGGACCCGAUAAUGCUCUCAUGCCAAACUGGACACAUCUCCCUGUUGGUUACCAUGGCAGGGCUUCCUCUGUUGUGGUAUCAGGAACCCCAUUAAGGCGACCAAAUGGCCAAACUAGACCAGAUGAAUCUCAGCCCCCUGUGUUUGGACCUUGUAAGCUGUUUGACUUUGAGCUGGAGAUGGCAUUCUUUGUUGGCCCCGGUAACAAGAUGGGAGAACCAAUCAGCAUUGAUAAGGCUGAGGAGCACAUUUUUGGCAUGGUUCUGAUGAAUGACUGGAGUGCACGAGACAUUCAGAAAUGGGAGUAUGUGCCUCUGGGACCCUUCCUUGCAAAGAACAUGGGCACUUCCAUCUCCCCAUGGGUGGUCACUAUGGAUGCCUUAAAACCUUUCCUGGUCCCCAACGUCUCCCAGGACCCUAAACCUCUCCCUUACUUAUACCAUGAGGACCCAUUUACCUUUGACAUCAACUUAGAGGUUGCCAUUAAAGGUGAAGGAAUGCCCAAACCAUCAACAGUUUGUCGUAGCAACUUUAAGUACAUGUACUGGACGAUGAAACAGCAGCUGACCCACCAUACAGUAACAGGGUGUAAUGUUAACCCAGGAGAUCUUUUGGCCUCAGGGACAAUCAGUGGAGAGACAGAAGACUCCUAUGGCAGUAUGUUAGAGUUGUGUUGGAAGGGGACGAAGACUGUAGAUCUGGGUAAUGGAGAGAGCAGGAAGUUUCUGAAGGAUGGCGAUGAUGUCAUUUUUACAGGUUUGACAGUGUUAUUUAACUAUUGCAAUAUACUAUACCAAAAGGAAGUACCAGACAGUGGACGUCUUUAUUGGAACCAAACAAUUUCCUAAGCACCUAGAACUAAAGUUGUUUUUUUGUUUUUUUUUGACAAGUGGGAAAUAUGCAGGUUUCAAUGCAUCAUAACGUGGAUCAAUAUUUACCAAUAAAGUCAACACAAUUGUUGGUUUCCACUGAUUGUAGCCUUUGUAUGUUUGUAGGUUACUGUGAGAAGGAUGGAGAAAGGAUUGGGUUUGGUACAUGUUCAGGACAAGUUCUACCAGCAUUACCUAUGUCCUGAAAUUGAACAACAUUUAUUUUGACAGAUCUGUUGAACAUAACAUUUUGAUUGCUGUUUUUAAUUAAUGACAUCAAUGGGAUACAACAUAAGGACACUUGAUACAAGCAAAAACAUGGAUGCCUGGGUUGAUGUAUAAUUUUUGGCUUAGUUUGGUGGUAAUAAGUACAAUCAUAAAAUUCCUAAUAAAUAAGGGACUUGUAAAUUUACUAUGAUGUUCAGAAGUUGAAGUAUACUAUCCCACUCUAUAUAAGUUUUACUCAAUGUUUUGGACUUUAAUUGAGAAAUCAUAGGUAUAAAUUACAUUCCAUACAGUAAAUACUUAAAAAAUGAAUUUAGUUUUAUUUUCAUCGUUUUUAAAAAAAAUGUUUGUUUCAAUAAGUGUUGUUUAUAAGAGUCUGGAAAAUCAGGCAGAAGAAAUGCAUAUCUAAUUUAAAGGAUCAGCAAAUCUUUUAAAUUAUCAUAGAAUUGAUUACUUUAUAAUUUUAAAAUCUUUUUUUGGAAUUUCUGAAAACUCAACUAAUAUCCCAACUUUCUUUGCAUAUGCCUCUAUGGAAUGCCUGAUUUUCAACAGACAACCUCUUCAUAAUGGGGAAACUCUGUAUUUGUAGUAUUGUACAUCACGAAUCCCCCCCCUUCAUUUUUCCUCAAGAUGAAUUGAAAAACCUUUGCUUCCUUUAAAUGUGCCCAAUCACGGUGAAAGUGAAAUUAAAAGAGGAGAGGGGUGCAAAAAAAUUCCUGGUAUACAUAAGUUUCAUGUAAAAGUUUUUUGUUGAUGAGAUUACAUAGUAAAAUAAAUAUACAUAUGCAUGUAUAUAUCUGUGUCAUCAAUGAAGUUGUGAAACAGUGUCUUUCUGUUCUUGUUCCAAGUUGUACAUUGAUUUAAUAAAAAAUUGAGCUAGCUCCCUGGGAGACUCAAUGAUAAUUUGA
This is a messenger RNA of Ostrea edulis (European flat oyster), 2486 nucleotides long. RefSeq names its product fumarylacetoacetase-like. NCBI's taxonomy places the organism in Eukaryota, Metazoa, Mollusca, Bivalvia, Ostreida, Ostreidae. Bases 61 to 1332 code for a protein of 423 amino acids. The transcript has 11 exons. The record is from RefSeq and is a predicted model, not a curated record. Gene Ontology annotation, biological process: L-tyrosine catabolic process; homogentisate catabolic process; L-phenylalanine catabolic process. Gene Ontology annotation, molecular function: fumarylacetoacetase activity.